Neopelma chrysocephalum (saffron-crested tyrant-manakin) is the source of this 2654-nucleotide messenger RNA. RefSeq names its product phosphatidylinositol specific phospholipase C X domain containing 1 (gene PLCXD1). Lineage: Eukaryota; Metazoa; Chordata; Aves; Passeriformes; Pipridae. The transcript has 7 exons. Gene Ontology annotation, molecular function: phosphoric diester hydrolase activity. Gene Ontology annotation, biological process: lipid metabolic process. The coding region runs from base 233 to 1237 and encodes 334 amino acids. The record is from RefSeq and is a predicted model, not a curated record.
CACUUCACCAGAACCACCUCCCCUCCUCUUCCUAAUCCCUCCCGUCCCUCCUUCACCUUCCUCAAACCUGCGGUCACUUGACCCGGGCGGGGCAGCCCCGUCCCGCCCCGGAGCGGGCAGUGCGGGGCCCCGGGCGAGCUAGGGAGCGCACGUCUUCCCGGAGAGCCGGGAUGGAAACGGAAUCGCCCCUCGGAAAAACCCUAUGAAGUCCCAGAGCAGGCACUAAUGCAAAAUGCCUUUGCAGACCUUCAUUCACAUGUGCCGUGAAAAUGGCCAAUGGAUGUCGCGAUUACCAGAGGAGCUCUGGGAUAUUCCCCUCUACAACUUAGCUCUUCCAGGGAGUCAUGACACUAUGACCUACUGUUUGGAUAAAAGAUCUGCUGUUAGUGGCAAUGAAUCCAAGGUGGUGAAGUUUUUAAACAAAUGUAUGCCCUGCAUUGUGCGCCCCAUUAUCAUGAAGUGGUCUAUCACACAGGUCCUGACUGUGACAGAGCAACUUGAGGCUGGAGUUAGAUACCUGGAUUUCAGGAUUGCCCACAAGGCUAAUGAUCCAUCUAUGAAUUUGUACUUUGUGCAUAUGGUUUACACAACUGUUACUGUACAGGAUACUCUGUGGAAAGUAUUAAGGUGGUUGGAAGCUCAUCCUCAGGAAGUCAUUAUCUUAGCCUGCAGGAAUUUUGAUGGAUUAACCAGGAGACUUCACAGUCAUCUUGUUGCCUGUAUAAAAGAGAUUUUCCAGUGUAAACUGUGUCCCAGGAAUGUGAUACCAACACUGAGGACCAUGUGGCAGCUGGGCCAUCAGGUCAUAGUCUCAUACGAAGAGGACAUGGAACUGAAGGAGCACUGUGAGCUGUGGCCCACGAUCCCAUACUGGUGGGGAAACAAAACAUCCACUCGUGCUCUUAUCCGAUAUUUAGAGCACAUGAAGCGGAAUGGCCGUCCAGGAAAAUUCUUUGUAGCAGGGAUUAACCUUACUGAAAAUUUAGGGUAUAUUCUCCUACACCCAUUUGGAUCGUUGAAGAAAAUGACACUCCGGAGUCUUCCAUGCUUGAAAAUCUGGAUAAAGCAACAGUAUCCAGGACCAAAAAAAGAAUGUAUUAACAUAAUUGCUGGAGACUUUAUAGGAAACAAUGAUUUUGUCAAAGAUGUGAUAGAACUUAACACAAAAAUUAAUCCUCCAUUAGACUGUCAAAGUAGAGGAGCUGGAACAAAUAACAUUUCAUUUGUUGCUUCUUAGUCUGUGAAAAGCUGAAAAGGCUUUGUCUGCAUUUAAUGUGCUCUUCUGUAAACAUCCUGAAUCCCAUAAAGGUCUAUUUAACUUAAACCAGGGAUGCUUUAAAGGCUCAGUAAGAAAAGGUCUCUCAACAUCAUCUGAGUUUCAUGACCUUAGGACCUUGCUGAAGUCUCCAGAAAAUUAUGGUAUAGGUGUAAUUUAUUUGGAGAUGUUUUGAUUCUGUAGCAGCAGGCAAUAUUGGAAGUCCCAAUAACUUAAUCUUAUUUUACAUAGGACCAAGAAGGAGAAAUAUGCCAAUAGCGGCAUGACUUAUUUAGUGAUUUUAUCUUUCUUAUAAUUUUAAGGAUAUUCUGCAUUACUUGCAUCCCCAAUUCUUACUCUUAUAUCAGUGUGAAACUGACUUGUCUGUUUUCAUAGUUUAAAAGGAAGUUUAAAAAUAUUUUUGAUAUAUCAAAGGUACUGUAUUGACAAUCCAAUUUGACAUGAUUUUAUGUAUACACCAAUGUGUUGAGUAUCAGUUGUGAACUGCCUUACUAACAGAGUAGUCACAAAAUUAUUUAUGAUUUGUAAACAGUACGUGUACUUGCACACUUACUCAUGCCAGGUCUGAAGUGAUAAAGAUACCAAAACUAGGCCCCUAGUCAGUUUUGUCUGUGUCAAAUGUUUUAUUAGGUGUUGCCAAAGUGUGCCUUACACUGAAAAUAAACAGAGGAAACAAAUUCCUUAUCUAAAGUCAAACUGCUCUAGAAAUACAGGUUCUUCACUUCUGUCAUGCUCAUUUGGGGUUUCACAUCUGGUCUUUGAUUUAGCUAUUUUAGUAGCUCUAUAAUUAUUUUUCCUCUCACUAAGUAAUUUUUGCUUAUGUGAAAACUAAGGGGUUUAUGCUGUUUGCUAUUGCAUAUGAAUUCUAUUUUUCUAAAUGAACUGUGCAAUAACAGAUGAUCACGAAGGCAAGAGAAAUAGCAAGCAUCAGAACUAAAACAAAAACAGUCGUUGUGUAAAAUUGACUAUGCAGCUUCAUCUAUAUACCUCACUUUUUAGAUGCACUUUAUAUGCAAAAGCUAAGUUCAGAUGUUUGACAAGAUGCUAAUGUUUGCAGAAGUCUUAAAUUAAUUGCUACUUACCAUUGUAUCAAACUCUCUCUAUACUGCUCAGCAUGAAAGGGUAAGAUGCAACCUCUUCAUGGAAUCUCUUGCAAUUGCAGAAUACACAGGAGUAAAAAUUAAACAUUACAUUUAUGAGGAAGACUUCCUAAAUGCUUUUUUUACAGAGCUUUGCAUCCUGUUCUUACUCUAUGUACUUCAUAACGAGUAGUCAUUCAGUUUUUGUUAUAUUACAGGUACUCAGAAGAACUCAGAACAUUCUUCUGCCUAUCUUUUGUACCCUUGUUACUCUAAUAAAACUUGAUCUCUCUGUGUAA